This is a messenger RNA of Hippoglossus stenolepis (Pacific halibut), 1057 nucleotides long. It is a transcript of the gene syce2, whose product is annotated as synaptonemal complex central element protein 2. The record is from RefSeq and is a predicted model, not a curated record. The transcript is spliced from 5 exons. The coding region runs from base 193 to 681 and encodes 162 amino acids. Gene Ontology annotation, biological process: synaptonemal complex assembly. Gene Ontology annotation, cellular component: central element. Lineage: Eukaryota; Metazoa; Chordata; Actinopteri; Pleuronectiformes; Pleuronectidae.
AUUUUAGCACCUGUGUUAUGACAUAGAAGGAAACCAGCGGAUUAGCUAGCAUAGGUUAGCAUAACUACAGAGACAGCUACACUUAUUCAACACUUCAGUCCUGAUCGCAGCUUUAUUCCUGUAAGUAAAACAAGGAGCCAUUGGUUUGCGAGACACUGUAAAGUGUUUCUCUCGAGGUUCAACCAGACCAAAAUGGAUCUUUUCUUUGAGGACAUGGCAUCACCGUCCACCUCCCAGUCCACCUCCCAGUCCACUCCUAAGACCGGACACGGAGACUCACAGAUGACACCAGAACCAAACCAUGACUCCUCAUUCGGGAAGUUCUCAACUGGGAGCAUGACUGAAGCUCAAGAGAAACACACCAGCUCAAGCAUAGACACCAUCAGCAAAAGGGUGCAGGAGCUGGUAGAAAAGAUUAACGAGGACCGCACCAGUGACCAGAAAGUGUUGGACAGCUUUAAUGAGAAGUUGGUGCAGAAGGUGAGAGAGGGGUGUCAGCAGAUGAAGGAGCACAUGUACAUGGUUUACGAGGGGAACAGUAAUGAGAUGCAGGUGAAGCUGCAGGACUUGUCUGAGGUCCUGGAAAGCUGCACUAAACUCUGCCGUGAGCUUCAGGAGGCCAAACGGGCCCUGGCAGGGCUCAGAGAGGGUCUGGCCAUUACAAUGACAGGGUCCCCAUAAACUAGUAACUGUUGUUAGAUAUUGAACUGAUUAAUAUCUUAUUAUCAAUAGGUUUGUGUUCCUGUGUUUAUUAUUAUAUUGAGUAUUCAGAGUAGUUCAAGUUGUCUGUCUAAAGGCUGGAUUGGAUAAGAUUGCUCAUCUGGUUUUGCUCUUCCUUCUUUCUUCUUCCUCUUGUUCCAAGAAUACACAGUUGUCUGCGACUCUAGGUCGGUCAGGUCAGGUUUCAGGUCAUGAUUCCAGUCAAAGAAAAAGAAAGCAAAAACUAAAUACAUGUUUUACUUAUGUACCAUUUCAAUAUCUGUUGAUCCCAUGAAUAAAACUACAGAAUACAAGAGCACGAUAUUAUUUGUUAUUUGGCUCUGUGUUGUUAACAUUU